Molecule: messenger RNA, 747 nt
Organism: Cladocopium goreaui
Lineage: Eukaryota; Dinophyceae; Suessiales; Symbiodiniaceae
Source: the annotation of a GenBank genome assembly
AUGGGGAAAAGGCGGCAGCCUUCGUCUUCUGUUGCUGAUCAAAAAGGUCUGGAAGCAGAUUCUGCAGGCUCUGACUCAGAUGAUACUUUGUCGUCUGAUGAUCCCAGCCAAACUUCUGAACCUAAAGGCCAUGUAGAAUCAGAGGAUGCCUUGGCCCAGGUUCAACAAGGCAUCGGCGUCAGUGAUGGCAGGUGCAUGGAGGAAAAGCAAUCAAUGACUGCGACAACCAGGCAACAAACAGACAUAGACCAGGCUGGGCAAGAGGGAAGUGCAGAUGCAGACAGCAAAGCAGACGAUGUUUCCAGGGAACUCCACUGCAAAAUUCGCCAGUUGGCUGCAGCUGAAUCUUGGCCAAAUGGGCCAGACACCCUGCAUGGGUUGUUUUUGUGGCCAGAGUGGAAUUCAGCCCGACUUCUUGAUGUAUCUUCGAUGAACCUCAUGAAGGAACGCGUGGAGAGGCUCCUGUACCUUUUAUCCUUAGAUAUCGAAAUACACGAAUGCUAUGCUGGAACCGGCAAUGGCGCCGUGACCCUUCACCGCCAACUUGACGCACUGCGGAUGGAGUGCCGGAAGCAUGCAGUCUCAUGUGGGCUGUCCAUACCGACUUUUGGCAAAGUGGUGACAGCCACAAGCUGCGAUAUUGAUCCAAUUGCCAGAAGCGUUUUGAAGAGCUUGCCAGAGGCCAGAGCAAGGGUCAAGCUGUCAAGGCGUCAAGCCAGUCAACAUGUCCAAAUGUGGUGGGGUUGA